Messenger RNA from Cyanidioschyzon merolae strain 10D, 1284 nucleotides. RefSeq names its product sulfate adenylyltransferase. NCBI's taxonomy places the organism in Eukaryota, Rhodophyta, Bangiophyceae, Cyanidiales, Cyanidiaceae. Gene Ontology annotation, molecular function: sulfate adenylyltransferase (ATP) activity. The transcript has a single exon. Bases 1 to 1284 code for a protein of 427 amino acids. The record is from RefSeq and is a predicted model, not a curated record.
AUGGUUACAGCUCCAGUUCACGGUGGACUGGCCGAGCCAGUGAACCGGUACGGGAACCGGCUGCCGGUGGAGGCACUCUUGAGCCGCCCGUCCGUUGCGGUUAGCAGCGCGGACUGCACGACGCUUCACCGCAUAGCGGACGGAACCCUGUCACCUCUUACCGGGCCGAUGAACGUCGAUGACUACGAGAGCGUUCUCGAGCGUGCGUGCAUCGUGCGGCACGGGGAAGCCUACGCCUGGACGAUUCCCAUCUUUCUACCUGUUGACGCAGAGGAUGCCGCCAGAAUUAAAGUCGGCGAUGAGGUCGUCCUUCGUGACGAAAACAGCGUCGCUAUAGGAGUCUUGACCGUGGAAACGAUAUAUGAGCGCGAUCUACAACGUUUUUUACGCAUUGUUUAUAGAACGGAACGCACAGAUCACCCGGGCGCUCGACUGUGGACAGGUGACAGCCGGCGCUUCAGCCUCGGCGGCUCGCUGUGUAUGUUUGAACCAGCACCCGACCCGCGCCCGUUCGCCUCGUACAUCAAAGGACCACUACAGGUCCGAGAGCUCAUUCAACAUCGAGGCUUCGAGCAGACAGUAGCAUUCCAGACGCGCAACCCACUGCAUCGCGCGCAUGAAUAUGCGCUGGUUCACGGGGCGGAACAGUUGCUCUCCGCGCAUCCCGAGCGAUACACGGGCGUGUUUUUGAAUCCGCUUGUGGGCGAGCUCAAGUCGGACGAUGUACCAGCGACUGUUCGCAUGCAAACGUACAUCAAUCUGGUAGAGCAGCGCGUGCUUGGCCAAGGUGACCAAAACGAGGACGUCUGGAAGCGAGCUGGACAGUCGUUGCACGAGCAGCUGCAUCUGGUGGGCCUCGACAUGCGCAUGUUCUACGCUGGACCCAACGAGGCCGUCAUGCACGCAAUCUAUCGACAGAACCUGGGUUUCACGCAUUUCAUUGUAGGACGCAAACACGCCGAUGCCCCGUACGAUGAUCAGACCCCCAUUUGGGAUGAUUUUGAGGCCCAGCGCAUCUUCCGCAGCCUGGGUGGCAAGCUGGCGAUUGAAGCGAUUCCCGUGGGUUAUGCUGCGUAUUUUGAAGAGCUAGGUCGUGUCGGCCUGGUUGAGGAGCACCCAGGAAUGACACCGGUUAGUAUUAGCGGUACAAAAAUGCGCGAAACGCUUCGAGCAGGACGCAUUCCCGAUAGUCGUGUCAUGCGCGAGUGUGUUGCUCGCGUUCUCAUCGAGUACUAUCGCAAGGAUGCCGAUGAUUCAGCGACGCCCGAGCACGUGCAUCUCUAG